Messenger RNA from Nilaparvata lugens (brown planthopper), 1639 nucleotides. Its product is annotated as glycine-rich cell wall structural protein 1.8-like. The transcript has 2 exons. NCBI's taxonomy places the organism in Eukaryota, Metazoa, Arthropoda, Insecta, Hemiptera, Delphacidae. Bases 1061 to 1624 code for a protein of 187 amino acids. The record is from RefSeq and is a predicted model, not a curated record.
AUAUUUUGUUUUUUUUCUGUUAUAAUUCAAAUUAAUUAUAAUCUGGACUGAUUCAGGAGUGGAACAAAUAAGCUGUGAUAAUAUUUAUAUUGAAUGGACAAUUGAAAUGGGAUUUAUAUUAACAUUCUAUUGACUCUAAAUUGCUGUAUGACAAAACUCUUUGUAUGUAAAAGCUCUUGAGUUAUUGAAAUUCCUAAUGAAUUUUCAUAAUUAAGAUAAAAUAUUUUUUUUCAAUGUUGUUUUCCAUCAAAAACUGCUUAUUAUUGAGUCACUUCUUGUCAUUAAAAAGAAAAGAACGACUAUAGCAGUAAGAUUUUUUACAAUAAAUGAAUUAAUCACUCACUGUGCCAAAUAGAUCUUUCGGCAGGUCCGCCAUCUUCUUGGCUCUUGAAUCAAGCGGAUUCGAAAUAUUUUGUUAAUUAAUUAUUCUACAUUGUUAAAAGCCAACCAAAGCGAGAGAGUGAUAGCGGUAUCUGCUUUGUCGAAUGAUAUACGAGGAUAGUAAUACCAUUGCUAGUCAAACACUUCCAUUAUAACGUGGACCUUACUAUAGGUUGUGGAUAUCACUUCAAAAAUAUUCCUCGACAGUACAGUUGUGCGACGUAGAAUCAGUUUACCUCUUUUGUAUUUUCCUUUAAACUGGAUAUGGAAAUAAAACUGAAUCAUCAAUUUGCAAAAUCGAGUAUCGAAUCUAGUAGGCAUUGCAAUUAUUAAGAAAAUGGAGAAUGGAAAUAAUUGUAAUGGAGUUGUUCGCCUGUACGUGUUGCUCUUUUUGGUGUAGUUGGCGCCAAUCCGGGAAAAACAAUUUUUAAGUUUUUCAGUGGUUAUGCUAAUAUCACUCUCUUAUUGGUACUAUUACGCGAAUGUGCUCUAUCUUCGUUCAAAUGCACCUGUGUAACGGAAACCUUUGACAUAAUGCAAAAAGACUUAUAUUUUUUUUAGGUUAUGGCUCAUAGUUGUUAAGCUGUGCUUUUUAUAAAUAAUAAUAUUCUCUAUAUUAUUAUACGAUUCAACAUCAGUUAAACUAGUACUACAUUUUUAGUUUAUCUAUACUGUUUUAAUGGCAAGCUCAAAUGAUUAUGACUUACAACUGGAAAUGAUUCCUCAAGAUAAUAACCUGUCCAUGAGGCAACUGAAUCUUCUUCAACCGGAUCGUGUUUCGUAUGAAUACUAUGAUGAUGGAGGAGGAGGAGCAGGAGGAGAUGAUGACGGUAGAGGAGGAGGAGGAGGAGGAGGAGGAGAUGAUGAUGUAGGAGGAGGAGAUGAUGAUGGUGUAGGAGGAGGAAGAGAUGAUGAUGGUGGAGGAGGAGGAGCAGUUGUUGAUAGUAAUGGGGUAGAAGUUGGUGCUAGUAGUGGAGGAGUAGUUGGUGCUAGUAGUGGAGAGGGAGAAGAAGGAGCAGGGCCUGAAGAAGGUGAAGAAGAAGAAGGUAAAAAAAAAGAAGGAGAAGGAGGUGGAGCUGAUGUCAACAAUGAUGAUGAGGAUGACGAUUCGUUGGAAAAUGACUACCAAUCGUCAUCAUCAAGCUGUUCUGAAAUUCCCCCAGCAAGACCUCCUAUCAAACAUAACGUUUAUGGUGGAAUUGAAGGUAGGAGAAAAUCAUAUAUCUUAUUUUAUUAUGGAUGAUAAUGACAUUAAUCG